Molecule: messenger RNA, 8294 nt
Organism: Rhineura floridana
Lineage: Eukaryota; Metazoa; Chordata; Lepidosauria; Squamata; Rhineuridae
Gene: ABL1
Product: ABL proto-oncogene 1, non-receptor tyrosine kinase
Exons: 11
Coding region: 2186-5611 (1141 amino acids)
Biological process (GO): regulation of apoptotic process; protein phosphorylation
Molecular function (GO): ATP binding; protein binding; non-membrane spanning protein tyrosine kinase activity
Source: RefSeq, a predicted model, not a curated record
GGCCCUGCGCGCUCCUCCCCUCGCCGCGGAGGAGGGAGGCGGCGGCGGCGGCAACAACAAUGAGGCCGGUUCCUUUCCCAUCAUGGCUGCCGGGUGGCCGGCGCCGCUGCCGCCUUCGCCCCGCUGACGGGACCAGGCAGCUCCCCCGCCUCAGCGGCCCCCAAGGAGGGACGGAGGGACGGGGUGGGGGGAGAGGCUGAAGGAGGGAGAGAGAGACGUGGGUCGGGGGGCUGCCGAGGCGAGGAGCGAGCGCAGGGCGCUGCGCCCGUCACCGUCUCCUCGGGCCUGCUCGGAGCUCCCUCCUCUCAGUCCGCGCAACUGGAGAAACCUCACUUUCGUCCUCUCCCCCACCCCGCAUUUUCUGUGGGGUGCGUAGUGUAUGCCUCUCCUCAGCCUCUCGCUCCCACCUUUGAAGCUUUCAGAUAAUUCCUCUCUUACUCCCUUUAUCCUAAUAAUCAUUUUCUCUCUCCUCCACCCCAUUUUCUGUGUAUGCUCCCCUUGAUGGGCGAGAUCUCUCCCACCUUUGGGAUAAUUCCUCCCCCCCCUUUUUAUCAUCAUUUUUUAAAUAUGUAUGUUUGGAGUAACUGCAUUUCUCUCACUUCCCAUAUUUAUUCUUUCUGAUUCCACACCCAGCCCAAGGGAGCUUUAAUCCCCCCCCCAAAAAUAAUAAUUCAUUUUCUCUUUUUUUAUAAACUUGAGGUGCAGGCACCCUUUCCCCCCCUUCUUCAGUCUCCCCUUUCAGGACUUUGAUUUCCACUUAACCAAAAGAAGCUUUAAUUUCACUAUCUGCCCCCCCAAAAAGUAAUAGGAAUUUUUGUUCCUCCUUCCCUCUCUCUAGGAAGUCUGUCUGUAUUCCUCAAUGUCAUCUUUUUCUGCAUCUCUACCACUUGGGGGGUGAAGGGGAGAGUCCCCCUUUCCUGAGAGGCCCCCUUUGCAUUCUCCAUUCUGGGCAUUUUUCAGACUGUUUUUCUCUUUCCAAGGAUUCCCUCCUUCCCUUCCUGUUUUGCUUUUCUAUCUUGACAACAGUUGGAAGCAAGCCCCUCUAACUUCCUGUCUUUCCACUUGUUGAUGUUUGGCUUCAGGUGGUCCCAACUUUCCCGUAGAUUUUGAGCAUCUGGGGGCUCUGCUCCUGCUGUUUUAGAGUCGUCUCUGCACCCCCCGUCUUUAAAAGCAGCAACACCCAAAACAAUCUGGACUCUUAUGGAGCGUUCUGGGCGCCCUUCCUGCCUUCCGUCACUUUUGGCCGGAGUUGAUCCAAAGCAUCUGCCUUCCAAGGAAUAUCCCAAGAAAAAACCUUGCCAGCUGCCAAACUGGGAUGAAGCCAGGCUCGGUCAGCUCACUUCGAUCACAUCUGGCUGUUGUGCAAAAACCUCCCUGCUGGAGAGCGGAUGUGGACAAAGUGCCUGCAGGACUUGUGAAUAUCCCGCAUCAGGUGACAUCUGUAUCUUUAUAUGACCAGUAAAGAACAGGUCAGGAGCGUGGGUAUUAAAGCCACACGUGACUUCUAAUGUUUUCCUCUUCAAAAUGAUCCCCCUCUUGCUUUCACUGGAACAUCAGAGAUGUGUCAGUGGGGGAAGGUAAUCUGAGACUUUUGCUAUGGGGCAGGUGAGUUUGGAUAAGACUGAAUUCCACUGAAAUAGGUUGCUAUCCAAAAAAUCCUGUUACAGAGCCUCAGGCAUUUUGAACUUUUUUUGUAUUUUAUUUUAUUUUGGGGAUGGGGAAGAGAAAUGACUCUUGCCACGCAUCUUUGUUUCAGAUGUUUGAAUAAUACUUGAAGCCAAAUGCUUUCCGUUUUUAGGCCUGUGGCAAGUGAGCGCUAUGCAAAAAGAAAGGAUUGUGAUACUGAUCUGCCGCAAGAUAACUUCUCCCUGCAGUGUGUUUCAAGGUAGAGGAUGAACUAGUACUGGAUUACCCAGUGGAAGAUCAAGGAUGAGACUUUUAAACUUCUACUUAAAAAAAAACACUGCAAAAUGUUUCAUGGCUUUUGCAGCUGCUAAGUGGAACUUCUAAUUUAGCGUUCUGACAAAAUGAACAGCGCUCUGCGUCUUGGUUUGAGCUUUCUGCCUUGAGUGAUCUUGGGGUCUGGAAUUAUCCACCCCAAGGUACUCAUCUCCUCGUGAAGCUCUUUGGCAAUCUGGAAGGUCUGUGUCUUCUUGUGUUGGGACAACCUGCAUUUCGAUACUUUAUGGGUCAGCAGCCCGGAAAAGUUCUUGGGGACCAACGGAGGCCGAGUCUGCCUGCCCUGCACUUUAUCAAAGCCACAGGGAAAAAAGAAACAUCCAGGCAUGGAGGCCCUCACUGUAAUGUCUUUCUGGAACAUGAAGCGCUUCAAAGGCCAGUAGUCUCCGAAUUUGAGCCACAGGGCCUGAGUGAAGCUGCCCGCUGGAACUCCAAAGAGAAUCUCCUUUCUGGUCCUGGCGAAAAUGACCCCAAUCUUUUUGUUGCCCUGUAUGAUUUUGUAGCAAGUGGAGACAACACUCUCAGCAUAACUAAAGGUGAAAAGCUCCGCGUCUUGGGCUACAACCACAAUGGGGAAUGGUGUGAAGCCCAAACGAAGAACGGGCAGGGCUGGGUCCCCAGCAACUACAUAACCCCUGUGAACAGCUUGGAGAAGCACUCUUGGUACCAUGGGCCGGUGUCUCGGAAUGCCGCCGAGUACUUGCUGAGCAGCGGGAUCAACGGCAGCUUCCUGGUGCGGGAGAGCGAGAGCAGCCCGGGCCAGCGGUCCAUAUCGCUGAGAUACGAGGGCAGGGUUUACCACUACAGGAUCAACACUGCGUCCGACGGGAAGCUUUAUGUGUCUUCCGAGAGCCGCUUCACCACGUUGGCCGAGCUGGUCCACCAUCACUCGACCGUUGCAGACGGGCUGAUCGCCACUCUCCACUACCCGGCCCCAAAGCGGAACAAGCCCACCAUCUACGGCGUGUCCCCGAACUACGACAAGUGGGAGAUCGAGCGAACAGACAUCACGAUGAAACACAAGCUGGGAGGGGGCCAGUACGGGGAGGUGUACGAAGGCGUCUGGAAGAAGUAUAACCUGACAGUGGCUGUGAAGACCUUAAAGGAGGAUACCAUGGAGGUGGAAGAAUUCUUGAAAGAGGCUGCGGUAAUGAAGGAGAUCAAGCAUCCGAAUUUGGUGCAAUUACUGGGCGUGUGUACACGGGAGCCUCCGUUUUAUAUAAUCACUGAGUUCAUGACGUACGGAAACCUCUUGGAUUACCUUCGAGACUGCAACAGGCAGGAGGUGAACGCUGUCGUCCUUCUGUACAUGGCCACUCAAAUCUCCUCUGCGAUGGAGUACCUGGAGAAGAAGAACUUCAUCCACAGGGAUCUCGCUGCCCGGAACUGCCUCGUCGGGGAGAACCAUCUGGUGAAGGUGGCCGACUUUGGCCUGAGCAGGCUGAUGACAGGUGACACGUACACAGCCCACGCCGGAGCCAAGUUCCCCAUCAAGUGGACUGCACCAGAAAGCCUUGCGUACAACAAGUUCUCCAUCAAGUCUGACGUCUGGGCCUUCGGCGUCCUGCUUUGGGAAAUUGCGACGUAUGGGAUGUCCCCUUACCCUGGGAUUGACCUCUCCCAGGUCUACGAGCUCCUAGAGAAGGAUUAUCGAAUGGAACGACCCGAGGGCUGUCCAGAGAAAGUCUAUGAGCUCAUGAGAGCAUGUUGGCAGUGGAGCCCUUCUGAUCGACCCUCCUUUGCCGAAAUCCACCAAGCAUUUGAAACGAUGUUCCAAGAAUCCAGCAUCUCUGACGAGGUGGAAAAAGAGCUGGGGAAGAAAGGGAUGAGAAGCGUCGUGAGCACCUUACUGCAAGCUCCAGAACUGCCGACAAAAACGAGAACGUCCAGAAGAGCAGCCGAAUGCAAAGAUGCCAGCGAGAGCUUGGAGACGGCGCCAGCAAAAGGCCCCGGGGAAUGUGAUGCCACGGAGCAUGAGCCAACAGUGUCUCCCUUGCUGCCACGGAAGGAAAGGGUUGCCACGGAGGGCGGAUUGAACGACGAUGACCGCUUGCUCCCGAAAGACAAAAAGACCAACCUCUUCAGCGCCCUCAUCAAGAAGAAGAAGAAGAUGGCCCCCACCCCGCCAAAGCGAAGCAGCUCCUUCCGGGACGUGGACAGCCAUUCGGAUCGUAAGGGAGGCGGCGAGGAGGAGGUCAAGGAUGGCGGCAAUGGGGCCUUUUUGGCGGACUCCGAGGACCACUCCAGGUUCCAGAACCCCAGCAGCUGCAGCGAAGCCGGAGUAGCCAAUGGAACCGUGGCCGGGAACUCAGGGUUACUGUCCCCCCACCUCUGGAAAAAACCUGGCCCUGCAACCAAUAGCCGGUUGGGGGCCGGCGAAGAAGAGAGCAGCUUGAACGCCGGCAAGCGGUUCCUCCGGUCAUGCUCAGCCUCCUGCGUGCCCCACGGGGCCAAGGACAUGGAGUGGAAGUCGGUCACCCUACCCCGGAACCUGCAGUCCACGGGGCGACAGUUUGAUUCGUCCACCUUUGGUGGGCACAAGAGUGAAAAGCCCGCCCUACCUCGGAAGCGGGCUAAUGAGGCAAAGGCAGACCUGGUCGUCAGGGGGACGGUGACACCUCCUCCUCGGCUGCCCAAGAAGAACGAAGAGGUAGUCGAAGAGGUGUUCAAAGACGCUGAGUCCAGCCCCAGCCCGCCUACCCUGACCCCCAAAGUCAUCCGGAGGCAGCAGCUCAUCCCACCCGCUGUCAGCCUUUCCCACAAAGAGGACGCUGUGAAAUCCAGUGCCUUAGGAGGUGGGCUGAUGACAGAGCAGGGCCCUACUGCCAAAGCUGGCAUCUUCAUGGGCGUCGGCAAGGCUUCCGUUGAAGAGCCACGGCUGAGAAAGGCGAAGCAGGCUUCAGAGAAAGACAAGGGGAAGCUAUCCAAAUUGAAACCGGCCCUGCCACCUCCGCUAUCUUCAUCAUUGUCGUCUUCCGUGGGCAAAAGCAGCAAAGGGGGUCUCGGUUCUGGGCACGAAGGGUCCGAUACGCUCAUGGCAAAGGGCAAGCAGCCAGCUCAGACGAUGGACUCUGUGAGCACCGAGGCCCCCAAGUCCAGCCUAUUGGCGGAGGGGAUGAAAAAGCCCACCGUCUCCUCUGUGCCAAAGCUCCCAUCCUCCACCAAAUUACUGUUGAUGGCGGCAUCCCCCUCUCCUUCCUCUCCUUUUUCUGCUCCCGUCACCUCAUCUGCCCUGAACGUGGACCAGCCGGCCUCCACGGCCUUCAUCCCCCUCAUUUCCACCCGUGUCUCCCUACGGAAGACCCGCCAGCCUCCGGAGAAGAUCGCCAGCGGCGCCGUCACCAAGGGCAUGGUCUUGGAGAGUUCCGAGGCCCUGCGGACGGCCAUCAGCAAGAACUCGGAGCAGAUGGCCAGCCACAGCGCCGUCCUGGAGGCUGGCAAGAACCUCUACACCUUCUGCGUCAGCUACGUGGACUCCAUCCAGCAGAUGCGGAACAAGUUUGCCUUCCGGGAAGCCAUCAACAAGCUGGAGAACAGCCUCCGGGAGCUCCAGAUCUGCCCUGCCACAGCCACCGCUGGCCCUGCCGCCACCCAAGACUUUAGCAAGUUGCUCAGCUCUGUGAAAGAAAUCAGCGAUAUCGUCCAGAGGUAGCAGAAGGCCCCAGAUGCCUGGAACCUGAGGGGGAGGGAGCAGGGCGGACAAUGGAGUUGUUGCACCGCCGAGCACAAAUGUGGGGCUGGGAGGUGGGGGAGGCAUCGGCUGGGGCUGGCCCAAGACAUUUUGGUGCCUGGGGCAAGGGGAAACCCCCCGAAGUAGUGGCACACGUUGAUUAACACAGGCUGGUGAGUUCCCCUGUGCAAUCUCCAGUUGAAAUAAAUGGCUCCCAGGUGAUAUCAUCUGGAGGGCACGUGAGGCUCUUAAAAACACGCUGAAACUUAAGCAGCUCUGGACCAAGUCAGUGCCCCAGCGGGAUUUUUUCCAGGAGACUCAGCGACACCGCCUUGGCUUCCGUGGUGGAAGGAAGGGUGGACAAAGAAGUAACAGGAAAUCAGUAAAUAAGCAGGAGUUGUGUAGGAGCAACUCCCAUUCAUUCCAAUGGGGUUUGCACAGGAGGCUUGUCUUCUGUGGGUCUCUGCCUGUCUCCCUCCCUCUGUGCUGCCCUUAACAGCUCUCAACAUCCACUGCCUCUCCUUGAGCCACCCCCUGCCAUCUGGUGUGUGCACCUGCCACCUCUUCACCACAGGCCUAGCCCCUGAACCAGAGACUCCUUGAGAGAUGCCCCCCCCCGUUUGUCUCUAACCCAGAUCCUCUGCUGCCUUGAAAGCCUUAUCUGUGGGGUUGUUGCCUUGGGGAGGGGGAGACUGAACGAGUCUUACAGCGUUGAGGUUUUGUCAUUUCCUCAUAUUCCUGUUUAAUGUUUUAUUACUUUUGGCCUGAGCUUGACAUCGGAAGUUGUGCCUCGUGGACCCUGCUGUCUGGACCCGCUUUUUCCAGGUGUGGGGGUGUCCCGGGUUCCUCCUCCCCCCCACCCCCUGGGCAUUUCCCAUAGCAAAAACUCCCUCGUCCUCCACCAGAUCCCCAGGUUUUAAAUUUGGGACUGGCCAGUGAAGAGAGUGGGGGCGUACAGAAGGAGGAGGUGUUCACAGCGAAGCAACAUUCAUGUGUUGCCAGAAGGAUCUGCACAAUUGUUCUCUCCUGCCCAUCCCAAUGGGCAAAAGCAGCGCACGCACGCACGCACAUACACACCCCUCCAGCAAAGAGCCUUGGUCAGUUUUCCUGGGAUUGGCAAGAAUCAAGCAGGCCACCACUUAAGGCAGGGAACCCCUGAAAUGUGUCCUCUUGGACAACUGUGAGCGUCUGGCUUAGAAAUUAAAGUGGAACCAAGAAGCCCCCCUACCAUUUUUCCAGGGCUGUCCUGCAAGGCCCACCUUUGGUGGGUUGUCAGAAAUUUCUUAAUGUUCAUGGGGGGUGGGGAGGGCUUGCUUACCACUAUUUAACCUGAGACAGCAGAAAAUUUUAUCUGCUCCCCAACACAUACACACACACUCCUUUCUUAAACAUGCUGCAGUUGUUUCUACUUUGGAUUCACUUUUGAGUUUUCACAUUAUAACUUUCAAAGAGCUUAAUUUAGCGCAUAUAUGGGGAGCCUGCACCCUUCCAGUUGGACUCCAGCUCCCAUCAGCCAACAUGUCCAGUGGUCUGGGGAUGAUGGGAGUUGUAGUCCAACAACAUCUGGAGGACCACACGUCCUCCAUCUCUGAUUUAGUGGAAACGAAUUGCAGUUCUUUUGCAUUGAAAGGCCCUCUCGACUCAUCCCACAUUAGGCACUGGUCCUGGAUCUGAAUCGCUUUAGAGUGCUUGGGGGAGGGGGGGGAUAUAGAUGAUUAAAUGCAGAAAUAAUUUCUUGCACAUGCCAAACUAGCAUGUCAGGAUGAAUGUCUCCUUCGCAUGCUAUUUUUCUGUGUGUAAGCCAGAGGGCCCCGAUCCUGCCUGCCGUGUCCUUGGCAAAACUGCUGUUGGGGCCAGUUGUGGACCAGCCUGCUCAACCACUUAAUGCCAGCCUAUUAACUGUGCAAUUUACCUCCUUUCGGAUGAAAAGGCAGGGUCUAGAAAACAAAAUUAAUAUGAUCCCCCUCUUCCUUCAGCUUUGCCCUAUACCAGAUCCUUUGUGUGCCUUCAGCAAUAACCACUUUUUAUAUCUAUUUCCUUCCCCCACGUCCCAUCACUUUCCUCUUUCUUUGAAGACAGAUUAUUCAAGUGUGACAUUUCUAAGGCUCUUAUCUCUUCCCCACCCGCCCCCAAAACACACACACACACAUCUUGCAUACUUCUUCACCGAGUUUUCUACGUGACAAUAAAUGCGAAACGAUAAAAUCGCUACCACAGGCUGCCUUUGGAAGACACGAAACGUGCACGAUGGAAAGCAAAACAGCAGACCAAAAAGGAUGCAUGCCCCCUCCAAAAAUAAACAAGCCCAAGUCUCUCUUUUCCUGUUGGACUGUACUGUUUUCAGAGGGUACUGAUUUCCUUUUUGUGGAUAAUCUAUUGUUGCCACUAUAGUAUACGUUUGUAUCUCAAAUAUUACACACAGCUUUUGUAGACCUCUUUGUCUCUGUUUGUUUUACAACGUGUAAGUAGCUGUGUCUUUCUUCCGUGCUCCCCCCUUUUAUAAUACCUUCAGGACUUUGUUCUUCUUCCCAUUCCCCAGCUGAUGAUUGUCCAGUUCAUAAGGGGGGGGGGCUUUUUUCUGUACAUGGCUUUCUCUGACACUGUGUUUGUUUUUUUAAAAUAAUUCCAGAUUUUCUUCAUAUUUUUUAAAAUAAAUCGAUGUCCA